AUGGAGCGCGAGGCUCACCCUCGAGCUAACGACUCUACACGAUCGGUGACGCACCCGGCGAGCAGCAGCUGCAGUACGAGCUCGCUGGGUUCCUCAGAGCGCUCUGCUGAGGCUAGGUUGCUUCAGGAAACUGUGCGAGCUCGUUUGCAAGGCAAGAAGCACACGGUGCUCGCGAAUGAACCGCUCACAACGUCUACCACGGGUAUCUACGAGAAACUUGCAGUGAAGGCGAGCUCUGGCGCUUUGCUGCGACAGGCCGCAGGUUGGCAACUGUACCUGUCAUCUAGGUUUCGUAAACAGCUCAUGGUAUCGCGCCAUCUGUUGAUGAGCAUCGGCAGCCUAAGCCUGCAACUCAUCAAGCUGGUUGCAAAGCAGCUCGGAGCGCUCUGGCGACAUCGCUAUAUGCGGGCAGUGCGAUGGCGCGUGUACCGCAGCUUUUGCGACAUCGCACAGCUACUGCUCAGGCAACUGAAACGACUCGGUAUUUUCUUGCGUCAAGUGAUUGUGCGUGCACUAGGUCCAGAGCUUACGCAAGCAUUCACGCAGCUGUUUACGAGCAUCUUUGGGUUGGUGGCGGCGCUGGUUCUUCUUGCGAGAUGUCUCGUGCAACAAUGGAUAUAUCCCGCUUUGCAUCACUGUAUGCUGUUCCUGCAACGAUGCUAUCGAUAUUGGCAAAAGCGCUCGACUGAGCGAAACGAUGUCCGUGAGCAUACGACAUCCGUGCCACGUGCCUCCGUCCGCUGCGCUACCUGGUCUCCAGGCAAAGAGACAACGCCGAUCAACCGCAUGGUGGUGGAGCACUAUAAGCUCGUAGAGGCGUCCAGCUGUCACUGGCCUGAAUACAACGAUGACGACAGCGGCGACACCGGUGGUGGUGGUGGUGGUGGUGGUGGUGGUGGUGGUGGUCUUCGGACGUUGCACGCGACCGUACCGUCAGACUCUCGGCCGCGUGCAUCGGCACCUAGCUGGUCUGCCGUCGCAGAUCAGGUGCAAGGAGGAACAACAACAUCAGCCGAAGCCUCGCUUCGACCGCAUUCGUUGCCGCGUCGCUUCAAACGCCGCAAAGAACGCGCGAUCUUGCAACUUAUUGACCUUGAUGAUACUUCCCUGUAA
Molecule: messenger RNA, 1113 nt
Organism: Cyanidioschyzon merolae strain 10D
Lineage: Eukaryota; Rhodophyta; Bangiophyceae; Cyanidiales; Cyanidiaceae
Exons: 1
Coding region: 1-1113 (370 amino acids)
Source: RefSeq, a predicted model, not a curated record